Messenger RNA from Amphibalanus amphitrite, 2320 nucleotides. RefSeq lists its product as uncharacterized. Lineage: Eukaryota; Metazoa; Arthropoda; Thecostraca; Balanomorpha; Balanidae. Gene Ontology annotation, molecular function: protein dimerization activity. Bases 262 to 1971 code for a protein of 569 amino acids. The transcript is spliced from 2 exons. The record is from RefSeq and is a predicted model, not a curated record.
CUUUGUUCAUCAAAAUGAGUUUAUUACGACGUCCUUCUUAGAACUUGACUUACCGACAGUUGCUUACUUUUUAAACUUCCUGUCAUCUACUGCUUCUGCUAGUUUUCGAGUGUAAACAAACCCACGUGGCUGAGGGACUCUGACGAUUUGGACGGAUUGGUAUGCUGUAGUUAUAUUGGGAGCGUGAGUGUGCUGUGUGGGCGUGCUUAUAUUUUGGUGAUUGGUCUCGACUCUCGUUUCCAUCAAAGCAAACCCUUAAAGAUGACCGGGAGGCAAGGCGGUCGUCCACCCGCUUCUAUACGAAGUGCUUUUGAGCAGAAGUCUGUGGAUGGACGGAUGUGCAUGAUCUGCCCGUCCUGCGGCAGGGCGAUAUCUGAUCGGCCCAAACGCCUGUCCAUGCACUAUGAUAACUGCCCAGCCCUGAAGCGUUCGAGGACCAGUAAUGACGGAACAGACACCGAGAGUGAUGACGUAAGCAUCGCGUCCGAUCAACAAUCCCUGCCUGGACCGUCGGGAUCCACAUCUAGAUCCAGGCCGCGCCAACAGCACAUCACCAACUGGACAUUCCGUACGAGCGACCGACUCAAGGAAGAACUGGAUCUCAAGGUAGCAAAGUUUUUCUAUUCCAAAAACAUCAGUUUUAACACCAGCGAGUCUGCUCACUUCAAAGAUCUCGUGAGCAGUCUGCGACCAGGCUAUGAUCCUCCCAACCGCAAGGCCAUCGCGGGACGUCUGCUGGACCAGACCUACGACAAGAUGAAGGCCGAAAUGAGGGAGGCUUUGGCAAAGACGUCUGAGGUCACGCUGGUGCAAGACGGUUGGAGCGAUGUGUCCAACUCGCCUGUUAUCGCUCACACGAUCCACGCGCCCGGCGGUGGGACGUUUUUCUUGAACUCGAAGUGGGUGGAGGACAUGCCGAAAACCGCAGAAAACUGUGCACUGCUGGCCGAGGAAGCUAUUGAAGAAGCGCGGUCGCAGUACGGCGUAAAAGUGACGGGUCUCGUGACGGACAAUGCCAAGAACAUGCAGAACAUGAGAAGGAUAAUAAACCAACGACACCCCGAAAUAGCCGUUUGGGGCUGCGCCUCUCAUCUUCUGAACCUGGUGGGCAGUGCAGUGACGCCCUCGGACAUCAUGAAGUACGUGGUCGCGGUUCACAAGUGGUACCGAAACCAUCACAACGCUGGAGCCUGGCUGGCGCAGAAGGAGGGCACGGUGCGACCGCAGCUCCCCGCAGAAACUCGAUGGAAUUCUCAGGUGGACACGCUGAAGAGCUUCAUCAGGAAUCGGCAGGCUUACGUGGCCAUCAGCGCCGAACACGAGCCUGAGAUGGACGAGACGGUCACCCAGCGUGUCAACUCCCUCGGCCUGUACCGCAGCAUACAGGAUCUCGUCUGCCAGCUGGAGCCCAUAGCUGAAGGAGUGGAUCGGCUGCAGUCGGAUUCGGCGACUCUCGCCGACACCGUGGCGGUUUUCCAAGACCUGCUGGACAACCAAGCCCUGGCGCCGCACCACGCGACACUUGAGCGCCGGAAGUCGCAGGCAGUCACGUCACUGCACCUCGCGGCGUACCUCGUCCACCCCAGGUAUAUGGGCCAGAAUCUCACUACCGAGGAGUUCGAUGAGGCCAUGGCGCAGUUCAAGGAGGACCUUCACCCACAGAUAACUAAGUUUCAUGGCCAGCUGCCACCUUUCCCAAGCAGCUUCUUUUCGGCUGGGAUGAAGCAGCUGCCUCCAACGGAGUGGUGGUGCGGGGCUGCCCAAAGGCCUGGGGUGAGCAAGGAGCUGGGAGAUGCAGCAAUGAGCCUCCUCUCAAAGCCGCCGUCCUCCGCGUCCAUAGAGAGAACUUUCAGUAGCUUUGGACUUGUCCAGACCAAGCUGCGAAACCGUCUUGGGCACGCAACCGCGGAGAAGCUCGUCUUCUGCUACCGGAUGCUCCAGGGAACUGCAGCAGAGGACGAUGACGAGUGAAGUCCAAGGGGAGGGGAGCUGAGGGGGCGGGGUCAAGCUCAUACCAUUCCUGACAGUCCUGAGAGUCAUGCUUUUCAGUUAUCUGUGUAUGUUUUGUGAGAGUGGCUUGCCAGGUGCAAGACAGACCAGAAGUCCGAGCGUUGGACUUAACCAUUUCACCGUUCGUUAAACUGGGCUGUUGCCCUGUUCCCGGAUUUCCGAAGAGGAAUCCAAGUAUUGAAUAGUGUUUGCUAUUAUGUUUCAGGCGUGCUCAUUUGCCUGUAUGCUUUUUCUGAUUGUGUUUUGUGUUCCAGUGGAGUGAGUAACGCAGAAAAGUGGAACAAACUUGAUAAUACAAUUUUAGAAGCAA